Molecule: messenger RNA, 2074 nt
Organism: Prunus persica (peach)
Lineage: Eukaryota; Viridiplantae; Streptophyta; Magnoliopsida; Rosales; Rosaceae
Exons: 1
Coding region: 21-1478 (485 amino acids)
Source: RefSeq, a predicted model, not a curated record
UACUUUAGUAUACUUCUUCAAUGGCGAAGGAUUCAGUUACUGUGUUGAACUUUCGGCGUCUUUGUUGCAUCGUCUUGGUGUUCUGUGCGUGGUCAUUUAUCUCAUUCAUUUACUGGUGCCAUUACUAUGGUCCAGGCUACUCUCUAUACCAAAAAAUGGAGCUGAAGCAAAACCAAAUCAAUGACCUCCUUGCAUUCCCUUCUGCAUGGAAUCAGCUUGCUUUUUCCUCAAAACCGCCUCCGAAGCUUCUUAAAAUUGCUCUGUUUGUCAAGAAAUGGCCUCAUAGAUCUCAAGCAGGAGGGCUUGAAAGGCAUGCCUUGACCCUCCACCUUGCACUUGCCAAAAGGGGUCAUGAGCUUCACAUCUUUACCACUUCUUCAAAUUCCUCCUUCCCAAGGUACCCGAUAAGCAAUUUGUAUUUUCACCUCUCAAAACCAACUGCUGCUGGGUAUCUGGACCAAGCUCUGGUUUGGAAGCUGUUUCAAACUCAAAACUCAACAGGAAGGCCUUUUGAUGUGAUCCACACUGAAAGUGUCGGCCUCUUGCAUACUCGAUCACGUAACCAGACAAACCUGGCUGUUACUUGGCAUGGGAUUGCAUAUGAGACUAUCCAUUCUGACGUCAUACAAGAACUUUUGCGCAGCCCUGAAGAACCACAGGGAUCUGCAUUGACUGAAAGAACUAUGAAGGUUAUUGAAGAGGUGAGGUUUUUCCCCAGUUAUGCUCACCAUGUUGCUACCAGUGACCAUGUUGGAGAUGUACUCAAGAGGAUUUACAUGCUCCCGGAUGAUCGUGUUCACAUUAUUCUUAACGGUGUCGAUGAGGAUAUUUUCAAGCCAGACAUUGCCAAGGGGAAUGACUUUAAGAAAAAAUUUGGGGUACCUGAAUCCAGGACACUGGUUUUGGGAAUGGCUGGAAGGUUGGUAAAGGAUAAAGGGCACCCCUUGAUGUUUGAGGCUUUGAAACAAAUGCUCAAGGAAAAUGAAGCAUUUCGGCAAAGUAUUGUGGUUCUGGUUGCUGGUAAUGGUCCUUGGGGUGCUAGGUACAGAGAUCUUGGAACUAAUGUACUUGUUUUGGGGCCACUGGAACAAGCUCAGCUUGCUGAGUUCUAUAACGCAGUCGAUAUUUUUGUGAACCCGACUCUACGCGCUCAGGGAUUGGAUCAUACUUUGUUAGAAGCAAUGCUCUCCGGGAAGCCAGUAAUGGCAACAAGGCUUGCCAGCAUUACAGGUUCUGUGGUUGUUGGCACAGAAGUGGGAUAUACAUUUUCACCAACAAUAACUACACUAAAGACGACCCUCUAUAGAGUUUGGAAAGAUGGCAGAGGAGACUUAAAGCAGAAAGGCCAGGCAGCAAGGCAGAGAGGUUUGCAAUUGUUCACUGCUACCAAAAUGGCUGCUGCUUAUGAAAGGCUUUUCCUUUGCAUAUCCAAUGAUGAGAACAGAGGGGAGAACUAUUGUCAAUAUCAGAUUCCAUGACACUAACUUAAUUAGCAGAUCAUUCAUAUAUCUCUAGUCCCCAAGGAUGAUUAUGGUAUCAGACUACAACAUUGUGAAAGUUCAGAGAACCAGCUAGUGUAGAAAAAUUUUCUUGAAGAUGAACUAGAGCCUUGUCACCGGAUUUUCGGCGUUAGAGUCAAGCUGUUCUUGGGCUGAAGAUCCAAUCUGUAUUGAAGCUGUAAGUAUCUUUGACAAUUUCCAUAUGCAUUAAAUUGGCUGAUUGGCCAAGGAUAGCUACUGUGCAGGUUCUUUAUGACAUUUUUUUUGUUCUCUGCUCAAAUUCCAUGUAUCCUCUUACUCUCUUGAAGGAAAAAAAAAGUUUGAGUUUUGCUUGACCAGCAACUACGAAAACUUCUAAUCUAAUGGAGAUGCAAUUAGUCUUCAAGGGUAGCAUUUCUUAGCAAAACACCAUAAUCCCUAAACCCAUCAUAAUGAGAAAACACAUUGCACAAGAAACCAGAGUCACGUCAAGCAUAUAUGUUCAUAAUAGAAGAGCAAGAAGCUCAUACCAUUAGCCUGCACGACAUCGCAGGCUUUAAUUUAACAGGAAAAAAAAAAAAAAAAAAACUUUUAAA